AGCCACGUGACCGAACAUUGUGUCCACACGCGUGUGAGAAAUGCCAUUUUGAGUUAAAAUUAUUUUUCAUCAUUCAAUAGUUCGAAAAACGGUUUAAAAAUGGGUAAGAAGAACAAAGGGGGUGGUAGCUUAGGUCGAGCACUAAUCAAGGAUCGAUUUGGGUCUAUGAAGGGCAAAAAAACUGUUGAUGACUCGUCUAUGCUACAUACUGCUGAGAUUGAUGAUGGAUAUAACUGGGGACGCCUCAAUCUUCAAUCAGUCACGGAAGAGAGUUCCUUUCAAGAGUUUCUAUCGACGGCAGAACUCGCUGGGACUGAAUUUCAAGCUGAGAAGUUGAACGUUAUGUUUGUAAAUCCAAAAAGUGGUAUUGGAUUGUUGUCUGCAGAAGAAAAAGCUAAAGUCCUAGAGUCCCAUGAGCAAAACAAAAUGCUUUUAAAAAUACCUAGAAGACCUGUUUGGGAUCACACAACCACUGCAGCAGAAUUGCUAGUCAAAGAAAAAGAGGAGUUUUUGGAGUGGCGAAGGCAGCUAGCACUUCUGCAAGAAGAUGAUGGGUUUAUGUUGACACCGUAUGAAAAAAAUUUAGAGUUCUGGAGACAGUUGUGGCGGGUCGUUGAGAGAAGUGAUGUGGUUGUACAGAUUGUAGAUGCUAGAAAUCCAUUGCUCUUUCGUUGCCAAGAUCUUGAGGUCUAUGUAAAGGAAGUAGAUGAAAAAAAAAUGAAUCUGAUAUUGCUUAAUAAGGCAGAUUUUCUAACCGAAGCUCAGAGGCAGGCGUGGGUGGAUUAUUUUACCGAAAACAAUAUCCAGGUUGCAUUUUUUUCAGCAACGCUUGCAGCUGAUGAAAAAAUACCUGAAGAAACAUCUGAAAAGAGUGGCAGCGAUAAUGGCACAGACGACGAAAAAGGUACAGAUAGUAGCGACGAUGAGGUUCAGAAUGACUCAGAAUCUGAUUCAGAGACAAAGUAUGAAAGUGCUGAAGAUGGUUCUGUCUAUACAGACGAACAUUUUGAGCAAUGUGACGGUGACGAUAAGAGUGAUAGGGUAAGCGGUGAUCAAAAUAUUUCCUCAGACACGCUGAAAUGUGAUACAGACCUUUGUAACUCUGAGAGCGGAAGCCAAACACCAGUUGUUGACCAUAUCGAAACAUCAGGUAAAACAGAUCACGGCAAAGUACAAAAUUCUUCCAAACUUUUAACAAGAGAAGAGUUGAUAACACUUUUAAAGACUAUUUACAAGGGAAAGACAUACCAGCCUGACAUUACAACAAUUGGUUUGGUGGGCUAUCCCAAUGUUGGCAAAAGUUCUACAAUAAAUGCACUGAUAAUGGACAAAAAAGUUUCUGUAUCAGCAACGCCUGGAAAGACCAAACACUUCCAGACAAUAUUUCUCGAUAAAAAUCUUCUCCUUUGCGAUUGUCCUGGAUUGGUAAUGCCUAGUUUUGUAUGCACUAAAGCAGACAUGAUUCUUCAUGGUAUACUUCCGAUAGAUCAAAUGAGAGAUCAUGUUCCUGCAGUUACUCUCUUGGGCACCUUGAUACCGAGGCAUGUAAUCGAAGAUUUAUAUGGAUUCAUGUUGCCUCCUCCGUUGGAAGGAGAAGAUCCUAAUCGUCCACCCCUUGCCGAAGAGCUAUUGAAUGCAUAUGGCUUUAACCGUGGGUUUAUGACGCAAAAUGGUCAACCAGAUAAUCCAAGGUCUGCUCGCUAUGUGUUGAAAGACUUUGUUAAUGGAAGGUUACUGUAUUGCGUGGCACCCCCAGGUCUUGUACAGGAAAAUUUUCACCAGUUCCCUGAACGCAUAAAACUUGGCGUAGUCGACAGGGUCCUACCACCCAGAGCUGUUAGGGCUGUCAAAGGAGUCAGAGUGACAACAGAUGAUUUGGACAAGGCGUUUUUCCAGAAAACAACAUCAGGUGCCCAUGUCAGAGGAAAACUGGGCAAAACUGGUGGUUUACCUGUUAGAAUCGCGCAGAGUGACACGGAUUCGUUGAUUGGUUCAACAUCGACUUUAAACAUUGGUCCCAAGCCAUGGAAGCAGAUCAACAAACAUUCGAAUAAAAAAAAACGUGAAAAGACAAGGCGAAUCUAUGCCCACCUCGAUCAGCACUGAAACUUUUUGCUACUUGGGAGACUCGUUAUUGAAUUGGAAUUCUAACAUUUAGUUACCUGUUUGUUUAUCAUAAGCCUCAAUCCCAGGUUUCCAAGCGCAUAUUAUAAUUCCAUUUAGUGUUGAAGUUCAUAUUGAAGAUUCCUACUUCUAGAUUUUGUUCGAAUCCAGGAGUAUUGAUGGAUUAAAAGUUGGUUCCAUAGAGUUUAUAAAAGAUGUACAUAGCCUAAUGCCUGUGGUAGGAACUAACACCAGUGAGGGUGAUGUAAGCCUGGCUGUAUCCAGACUUAGUCAAAUCAAAAUUGUUUUUGUACUGAGAAAUGUAUUUAUAACAAUAAAGCUGCUGUUUGAUAAAUAA
This is a messenger RNA of Athalia rosae (coleseed sawfly), 2461 nucleotides long. RefSeq names its product large subunit GTPase 1 homolog (gene Ns3). The record is from RefSeq and is a predicted model, not a curated record. Bases 100 to 2106 code for a protein of 668 amino acids. Gene Ontology annotation, molecular function: GTPase activity; GTP binding. NCBI's taxonomy places the organism in Eukaryota, Metazoa, Arthropoda, Insecta, Hymenoptera, Athaliidae. Gene Ontology annotation, cellular component: cytosol. The transcript is spliced from 4 exons. Gene Ontology annotation, biological process: ribosomal subunit export from nucleus.